This is a messenger RNA of Aspergillus tubingensis, 2019 nucleotides long. RefSeq names its product transcription factor domain-containing protein. Gene Ontology annotation, cellular component: nucleus. Gene Ontology annotation, biological process: positive regulation of transcription from RNA polymerase II promoter by galactose; DNA-templated transcription. The record is from RefSeq and is a predicted model, not a curated record. Gene Ontology annotation, molecular function: DNA-binding transcription factor activity, RNA polymerase II-specific; zinc ion binding; RNA polymerase II cis-regulatory region sequence-specific DNA binding. The transcript is spliced from 6 exons. Bases 1 to 2019 code for a protein of 672 amino acids. NCBI's taxonomy places the organism in Eukaryota, Fungi, Ascomycota, Eurotiomycetes, Eurotiales, Aspergillaceae.
AUGGUUGAGGCUGAUAGUGAACGUGCCCAGGAGGCGCAGGCGACUCCAGCAAGGCCGACCUCAGAUAUCACAUUCCACAGCAUCGCUAGCGAGACUCGAUCUGCCAAACGGCGAAAGACACAACUUGCAUUGAAUGGUCGUCUCAACUCUCCACCUCCACCGCUAGAAAACUACUCUGAGGCCCAAGUUUUGAUGCAACAAGAUUCGCGCCCUUCAUUUCAGAAUGAGAUGAUUGGCACCGAUGCAACAGUAAUUGUGCCAUCGUUGGAAGACAACGAACACUGCUCUUCUGCAAAUACGUCCACGAUGGCCCUUGUCCAGUCCACGAUGCGUGCUACAAACUCAAGCAAAACGACUGGUAAUAUGCCGGGGCUGAAUAUUGCCAGCAACAUAGAUCAGUUUGCCAGUCCACAGCAUAUUCGACGAAGUAGACAAAAUUUCGAAGGCCCAGAGAUAAACGCAUUUACUUUACCCACACGACGUAUGGCCGACAACUUCAUGAGUUGUUUUUGGAACUUUACACAUCCAAUAUUCCCAAUCCUCCACAAACCAACAUUUGUCAUUUCCUAUGACAGCUUAUGGGUCCCUCCGACCGAAAGCUUCUCGGGUAGCGUGUGUGGCAAAGCAGAAGACCCUAUCUUUCUGUCGACUAUGAACAUCGUCUUCGCCAUCGGCUGCCAAUUUAGCGACCUGGUCGCUCCUGGCAAGAGGACAAGCCUAGCUGAUCAAUUCUAUCAGCGGUCUAGGGCGCUGUACGACAUUGAUGCGCUAGAUUCCGCAUCGCUUCUUACCGUCCAAAUGCUGCUUCUCACCGGUCUUUAUCUGCAGUCAACGAAAUACGCGAGUCGUUGUUGGCACAUGGUUGGCCUUGCAAUCCGAACCGCACAAGACAUUGGCAUUCAUAUCGAACACACUCGGCCAUCAAAGACACAGCUUGAACGAGAAAUGAGACGCAGAGUAUGGCACAACUGUGUUAUUUUGGAUCGGUUACUCGCCCUUACGUUUGGCCGGCCAAAUAUAAUUUCCAGCAACUCGGCUGUUCCUCCACCGCUGAUAAUCGAUGAUGAGUACUUACUACAAGACGGAGAAGGUAUUCAGCGAAGUCAAUCCCAGUCCAGUAUGGAAUUCUUUGUCUGUUCGAUUCAAUUGUUCGAGAUCUUGAACGGCAUCAUGUCCAGGAAAUAUCGUUGCGAAAGUAUCAACCAUUCGAAUGGAGGAGCUGAAGAGCUUUGGUGGUCUCGUGGAUGCCUCGAGGACGUUUUAAAGCUAAAUAGCGCUCUUGAUGACUGGCGCGACACAAUUCCUAAUAACCUACGAUUGGAGAGUGCCGUGGAGGCAAGAGCUGAUCCGAGGAGCGAUACAGCUGUCUUACAAGCCAAAGUUCUCUAUUCAAGAUUCCUGUACAUUCGCAUCCUGUUACUAAGACCGACCCUACUUUCCGCCGCUCAGAACCGGCACCAUCUGUCCAAAGGGGCUGACUUGGGACAACUUAGGCUAGAAGAACAUCUGGCCAUGAAAGUGUGUGGAUUGUGCAUCUCGACAGUUCACACACUAGUUACCCAUCUCAACGAGAAUCUAGAUGCGGUAUAUCGAAGUUCUGGUUGGCGUACAGUACAUUAUACCUUUCUUUGCGGCAUAGUCCUUCUUGCGGCCCAACUAUGUCCUAUCCCUAGUGACGAGUUUGAUAGCGCCACCCUUCAGGAAUUGGUAUCCUGCUGCAUCACCAUACUCGAACAGCACAAACUGCAAAUCCAAUCCGCAGCUCAUGCGAUCAAGAUUCUUGAGAAUCUGCAACAUCGCGUUGUACUUGCUUGCGAGGCUGAUAUUGACGGACUGACUAGCAACCUUUCCAAAUCCGUUGAUCCAGUGAACAUGAAUACUUUGCCGGGGGAUGAUUACACUUUCAAUACGACUUCUCAGGGUGACUUGUUACAAUUCGAUGAAAUUGACACAACACGGCUUAGUGAAGCCUGGUUCAUGGAGCAGGUUGGGGAUAUAGAGUGGUUGGGAACUUCUUGA